AAAGCCGAGGAAUACAGUAGUGAAUAUCAUACACUUCUUGGUGAUGACCCAGAAAGCUUUUGGGGUUCGGAUGAAGAAGAUAAAUUAUUGGAAGUGGUUAAGGAAAGAGAUAUAGUUGAGAGUAAAGAGUUUGAGAGCAUUGAAGAGUUGAAUGAACGUGUUAAGAACAUGGAGGAAAAGAUUGGUAGACUUUUGGAGUUAUUAGAGAAAAAGGGAAGUGAUCCAUAA
This is a messenger RNA of Acaulospora morrowiae, 228 nucleotides long. The record is from the annotation of a GenBank genome assembly. NCBI's taxonomy places the organism in Eukaryota, Fungi, Glomeromycota, Glomeromycetes, Diversisporales, Acaulosporaceae.